This is a messenger RNA of Arabidopsis arenosa, 1962 nucleotides long. The record is from the annotation of a GenBank genome assembly. Lineage: Eukaryota; Viridiplantae; Streptophyta; Magnoliopsida; Brassicales; Brassicaceae.
GAAGGGUUUAAGCAAUCACCGGAGCUCUUACGCCGUGAGCUAAGAACCGACCUCUUGUUAGUUUCUUUCAAGUCUCCAAUCAAAGAACCAUGAGAGAAAUUGUGACUAUUCAAGUUGGAGAAUUCGCAAACUUCGUCGGCUCCCACUUUUGGAAUUUCCAGGAUGAAUUGCUCGGAUUGGCGAGUGACCCAGAAAGCGAUCCAAUCUUUAGAAACCAUAAUCUCGACAUGGACGUUCUCUACCGCUCCGGUGAGACCCUGCAGGGGGUUGCUACAUACACUCCUCGUCUUGUUUCAGUCAACUUGAAAGGGUCACUAGGCACCAUGAGCUCACGCGGUACCCUCUACAACGAGGGUUCUUCAUCAAGAUCAGAUUCUUCAACUACCUGGUUUGGAGAUGUUGAUACUCAGAGAUCUGAACCUCGAAAGAGGAACUUGUUUCUGCGAAGUUUGUACGAGGAGGAACAUAUAGUGGGUAAAGAAAAGGCGAAAGUGAUUGAGGACAAAGAUAUUGUUGGAUGCUUAGAUGAGGAAGUUGAAUGUUGGACUGACUUCUCCAAAUCACAUUAUCAUCCUCAAAGUCUAUACGAGUUGAACGGAUUAUGGAUGGACUCUCAGGAUUUUAACAAUUAUGGAAUUGGUAAAGACGUUUUCUCUGAGGCUUCACGUGGAGAGGAAAUAUGUGACAGACUCCGUUUUUUCGUGGAAGAGUGUGAUCAUAUUCAGGGUUUUAAGUUCCUUGUGGAUGAUUCGGGAGGAUUUUCCGCUGUAGCAGCGGAUUUCCUUGAGAACAUGGCAGAUGAGUACACGAACGUACCUGUAUUGCUAUAUUCCCUAAGGAGUCCAAUGUCACAGAUGAGCCAGAAAAAGACAGUUUCAAACAAGCUUCACGAUGCGAUAUCGUUUUCUCGACUCUCAUCCCUUUGUAAACUCUUUACUCCAAUCGGUUUACCAUCCUUGACCGGAAGUAAAGCAUCUAAAUUUCUUAAUCUCGGUGAUGAGAAACCUUAUCGAAGCAGUGCAGUGUACGCCACUGCUCUACAUUCAAGCACAAUCCCUUUCCGAAUGCAACCAACUAGCUCAGAUUCAAGUGAAGUGUCAAGUUCUAUGGAUGUUAAUACACUUGUACAGCUUUUAACGGGUCGUGGUAGACAAAACAUAGUUGCGAUUUUAGACUCUGCAAUGCCAGCUCCUACAGUAGCAGGGAAGCAAUUAGAGAAUACCCUUUUAACGAGUUUGCAAGCACUAACACCGGAAGUAACUGAAGAUGUAGAAGACGAUCAAGCGGUUGAGUCAAUGUGUAUACUUGGAGCCCUUAGAUCAGAAGAUAAAGAAGCAUUGGUUUCAGAAGUGAGGAAUGCGGUUGAUGCAUGUUACGAACAGGCAACAACCAAAGGGAAGCCGUUGUUUUGCAAUCUAUCGGUUUCACGAUGUCCUCUUCCAGUACCAUUACCGUUUCCUUCUAUAUUUGGAAACCUUGUUGGGAGGAAAGGUGAGAUACUGAGCAGUCCGGUCUCGGAUUCUCUGCACAGAGGCUCACUGGAUGUUCACUCCAUACCAGUAGCAACAAGAUGGAGAUCUUCGAGCGCAGUUUUGCCAUUUUUGGAAACUAGAAUGGGGAAUUUAGAGAAACUUGGGAUCCAAUGGGGAGCCAUGGGAUCAGAUGUGGUUAGGGCAUGGGGAUUUGGGAGAGAAGAAUUGCAAGAAAUGAGGGAGAAUCUGUCAAAAAUGGUAUCUGAGCUGAAUCCUCAGUUUUUCGAAUCUUCCGAUUCAGAUUAGUUAUGUCUUAAAACUAAUAUGUUGUAUCAUCUCUAAAGAUUUUCUCUGGUUUGGUUUGGAACUUUUUGGUCAAACCUGUUGUUGAUUGACUUAUGUUCUUCGUGUAAGUGGCUUGAGAAUUGAUUUGAAAUUGGUGGCAUAGGAGAGAAGCAAUAUCAAACCAGAAUAAACCGAUAUCAAUUUG